UACUUAUUAUCAGAUUUUUCCAUAUCCUUUUUUCUUACUUAUGGCUUCUUCACAUUUGCAAUGGCUUGUUAUUAAGAAUGAUUCUUGUUUUCUUAUGAAAUCAAGAAAUUGUAGGAAAGCUUUUAGCAAAGAAUCAAGAAAUUUAAAAAAUAUGAACUUAUAUAAAUAUAAUGGCUUGAUUCAUAAACGAACAGUUGGUGUAACACCAGCGGCCGAUGGCAAAGGGGUAGUUUUAGAAUUGUCCAAACCUAAAGUGAUUAGAAGACCUGUCAAGAGAUUCUAUAAAGUUACUCUCAAAAAAGAUAAUAGAAGAAUUUUAAAGUCAAUUUAUAACAAUAUGAAAGGAAGAUAUCAUUACAAUUUAAAUUUAUGUGCACAAAAGAGAGCUUCUGCCAUAUUAAAAAGUCAAAAAUAUAAUUCAAAUCAGUUUUUGAAAAAGAAAAUUAUAAUGACAUAGUUUAAUUUAAUAUUUAUUAAAAAUGUUCAAAAUUUUAUAUCAUAUUCUUUUCUAAAUAAUAUAGAGAUUUAUUGUCAUUUAUGAAACAGCUCUUAUACUCCCCUUGAGCUUUUGAACCAAAAUAACCAUUUAGAGCACUUUUAUACUUUCUACUGAAUUUUCACAAUUAUUAUAUUAUUUUUUGGGUUAAUUUUUAUACUUUCUAAGCGAUUUAUACUAGAAAACAAUUGCUACAUAUAAUUGAAAUUUAAGUUAAAGGUUACAAUAUUUUAUUGGUAGAUUUAAAAUUAAUUUUUACCAUUAGCUUGCAUAAAUUUGUAUAGUAUACAUAUAAAACAUGUUAAAAAAAUUUAUGGGUUAUACUAGGACAAAAAAUUUUUGUGUGAAUUGGGUAACUAGACAUUCUCUUUUGAAAUGACUAAAAAUAU
Messenger RNA from Gordionus sp. m RMFG-2023, 885 nucleotides. RefSeq names its product large ribosomal subunit protein eL28-like. The record is from RefSeq and is a predicted model, not a curated record. NCBI's taxonomy places the organism in Eukaryota, Metazoa, Nematomorpha, Gordioida, Chordodea, Parachordodidae. Gene Ontology annotation, molecular function: structural constituent of ribosome. The transcript has 4 exons. Gene Ontology annotation, biological process: translation. Gene Ontology annotation, cellular component: ribosome; cytosolic large ribosomal subunit. Bases 41 to 457 code for a protein of 138 amino acids.